This is a messenger RNA of Closterium sp. Naga37s-1, 1032 nucleotides long. Lineage: Eukaryota; Viridiplantae; Streptophyta; Zygnematophyceae; Desmidiales; Closteriaceae. The record is from the annotation of a GenBank genome assembly.
AUGUGGGGGCAUCUCACGUCGUCCCUCCGCCGACUCACAGUGCGCUCUGGCGAGCCGCACACCGCGCCGGACAAGCCGCUCAUCGUCGUCUUCGGGGCCACCGGCGCGCAGGGCAGCAGCGUGGUGGCGGCGCUGCUGGCGAGCGGGCGCUACCGCAUCCGCGCCGUCACGCGCCACGCGGACUCGCCGCGUGCCGCCCAUCUGAGGGACGCCAAGGUGGAAGUGGCACAGGCCGACCAGGCGGACCGCCAGGCCGUGCGCGCGGCGCUGGAGGGUGCUUAUGGCGCGUUCGUGGUGACGGACUUCUACUCGCUGGGAGAGCGCGAGGUGGAGGUGGGGAAGGGAGUGGUGGAGGAGGCGAGGGGGGCGGGCGUGCAGCACGUGGUGUGGAGCACACUGCCCCACGUGCACCGCCUCUCCAAGGGCCAACUCAACGUGCCGCACUUCACCAACAAGGCCAAGGUGGAGGAGGUGGUGAGGGCGAGCGGCUUCAAGCACCACACAUUCGUCAUGUGUGCCUUCUAUUACCAGAACUUCGCCCACUUCAACCUCGCCAGGGAGGAGGCGGAUGGCACGGUGGUGUUUGAGCUGCCCAUGGCAGCAGACGACAUGCUCACGGCCUUCGAUGUGGACGACACCGGUGCUGCCGUGCUCAACGCCCUCGACCACCCCCAUGACUGGGAUGGCGAGUACAUGUGUCUAGCGGGCUACCACGCCCCCCUGCACCAGUACGUCUCCGACUUCCACCGCGUCACGGGCCGCCCCGCCCGCCUGCACACCACUGAGAAGGCGGCCUCUGACGAGUGGACGCAGAUGUUCCGCUGGUUCUCCCAGCACACGUACUUCGGCUGUCAUGACAUCAGCAAUGCGCGGCGCUGCAACCCGCACCUCAAGACGUGGCGCCAGUGGCUGCAGGAGAGCGGCUGGAAGGGGCCCCAGGGGGUAGAGGAGGGCGAGGGGAAGGGAGAAGCCACGGGGGAAGUGAAGGGAGAAGGUGAGGUUGAGUCUGAAGCUAGGGGUGGAGGGAAGGAG